Cydia fagiglandana is the source of this 481-nucleotide messenger RNA. RefSeq names its product serine protease inhibitor dipetalogastin-like. The record is from RefSeq and is a predicted model, not a curated record. Lineage: Eukaryota; Metazoa; Arthropoda; Insecta; Lepidoptera; Tortricidae. The transcript has 2 exons. Gene Ontology annotation, molecular function: protein binding. Bases 115 to 456 code for a protein of 113 amino acids.
CUGAAACUUACCUACCAUUUGCAUACACCUUUAUCGUCUUGUUAACAUAAUUACUGAAAAUACCUCUUGCUAAUUGAUUUUCUCUUGUAUAUCACACUUACACCAGCUCUCAAGAUGAUAUUAGCGUUUUUUGUGUUGACAAUCCUCGCUGUCGGAUGCGUGGACCAGAAAGGCGUGUGUAAAUGCAACCCCCUCGAAUGCACCGCGCCGAUUUGCGGCAGCGAUUUAAACACAUACAAAUGCAUGUGUGAGCUGGACUGCCACAAUUAUUUUGUCGAUCCGGCCGCGCACGUGCGCAAGGUGCACGACGGGCCGUGUACCCCUAAUUGUGGAUGUGCACCCGAUCCUAAAGGCCCCCUCUGUGCGAGCGAUAUGAAGACGUAUGAGAGCGAAUGUGUCCUCACUUGCAACAAUCCACAUUUGGUAGCAUUGUAUCCGGGGCCGUGCGUCGAUUAAAUAAUAAUCCAAAAUAAAAAGAAAA